UUUCUGAGCUCUUUCAGUUUUCUCUAUAUAAGAUGAGUCGCAGUCGAGCUACAAAAGGAACCGUACCGCACAAACAUGAACAAAAGGCAGAGCCGGGAAUAGAGGUACUCCAUCGUAGGGAUCGAAAGAGACAAUGAAAUAUAAUCCAUCCAUUUCUUUUUCAUUUUCCACCAACCAAACUUAAUUGUCGAUUAUGAUGAUAAAAAUUUAUUAUAUUUUCUGCAGGGAGAUUAAAUUUUUUUUGAGAAAAGGGUAAUAUUAAGGAUUAAGAAAUCAGGAAAUUGGUCCACCCAUCUUUAUGCAUUUGUUUGUAUUGUGAUGGAAGUUUUAUUUUAUGAUGAUAAUGAUGAUUUAUUAUUGUGUACAAUAAACAAUAUUAUUACCAAUCGGCCCAAUGAGAAGAUCCAUUCCCUCUCGGUCCCAAAUUAAUUACAACCCAUCAUCGUGGGAUUCAAUUCGAUACUACAUAGCUUAGCUACGUACAAUGUUUGCAAUUAAUAAUUUUUUUUAAAUGGUUUGCAAUUGAUAAUUACUCCUCUCUAUACAAUAUUCUUGUGUUUUGUUCACUCAAUCAAACAAUUUAUUUAUAUCACUAUGAAAUAAUUAUCAUUCCGGACACAAAAAAACAUUCUUUUAGUCUAACGAUAUCGCUACAAUUUCACAACAAAAAAGUUGCGGGUUCGAAUUUGGUGGAUGUUUUACUGAAGCUCUCGCUCAUGAUUAGUUGUGGUGAUAGCCUACUAGAAAAGAUUUUUUUUAUUAUCAGGGUGGUUUUAGAAUUUGAAUUCUUACAAAUUUUCGAGAGAACGUUAAAGUUUUAUUGGUUGGGACUUGGGAUUGUGCAUCAUUUGAGUGAACCACUUUAGGGUUAGCCUUUGGGGGGCGUUGAGGGUGCAUGGGAGUUCCAUGAUGGAGGCGGGAGUUAGUAAUUGCCCACCAUUGAUCCAUCACCAUGCAUGCAGAAGUGGUGAAGCCAAAGUGAAAGGGAGAAAAAAAGGGGAAUUUCAUCACACAAAGCGAAGAAUAAAGAUAGGUAAUAACUAAUAAGAAUGGAGGAAGCCGAGUUAAAUGGUAAACCAGAAAAAGGUUAUCUUUUUAAUUUGGAUAAGAAAAGAUAGAGGAUGAGGAGGAUUGGUCUCACGUGAAUCCCUUCCCAGGUCCAUCAUAGGGGAAUUUCGUGGUACUCUACUAUCUUGUAUUCCGUAAUUACUAAACCAAUAGGCCGGUUUUUGGGAGUUCAAUUGGGGUUUAUAGUGGUAGUGGGCUAAUGGCCCAUGAAUGAAUAAAUUAAAACUGUUUGUGGCCGGAUCGGUUUGCUACGUGGAAUGGAAUAGUUCGGUUCAACUAUUUCUUAUCACUAAAACUUGUAUACCAGUUUAGUCUCCAAUAGACCGUCUUUUUGCGUAAAAAUGUCCCCCAAAAUUUACAAAAUCCAAGUCUUAUCCCGAAUACUACACAACAUGGUAAUCGAUCUCCAGUAAUUACAUUUUAAUGCAUGUAGUCAAAGUUUGAGUCCAUUUAUGGAUCACUUAACUCCAACUAUGUUGCCAUAAGCUUAAUCAUAUCAAUAAGCAUGAAUUAUCUACGCAAAGUAUUUCUUUCUUGCAGGGCUAACCAAAACUAGUUUACGACAUGGGCCGGGGAUAUAUAGCAGAGAGGAUAUGUACAUGAAAUCCUGUCGCGGGAUUGACUGUCUGGUGGUCAACAGAGUUCGAACGGUCUUUCUGUCUAUUCGGGAAUUAAUUAAUUGGUGUUAUGAUUAGUCAUUUCCAAACGGCCAUUUAACAUAUUAAUCUGGGAUUAGAUGAAUUACUUAUACCCAGUGCUCAUGUUUAAUUGACUAGGUAAAACUAGGGUGAUGUCUUUAAUUCAAGGUUGUUAACCCGCUGGUCGACCCGCGGGUUGACCCACUUUAACCCUGACCCGGUGAGAAAAACGGGCCGCACGCACCCGUCGGGUCGACCGGUACAAGGUAUUGGGUUAGAUGUCAAAUUGUGUCAUUUUUUCUUUGAUUUGCGAAAUGCGCCUAUUUUCCGAUUUUAUCUUUUCGCCUAACUCUAUCUUUGGAAUCCUAAUUUAAACAUUUGAAUAUAUAUGUUAUAUAAGUGUGUGUAAAUUUUCAAUAUAUGUUGGAUCUAAGUACGAAAUGUUAUUUUGGUGGAUAUAACUCAUAUGUUAGAUGAGAUUUGAUAUAAUUUAUCAGGAUAAGUACAAUAUAAUGACUAUUUCCAUAUUUUUGGGGCUAAAUCGGGCUACACCGGUUUAUCCAUUAAUCCUUGACCCACUAGCUCCACCGGGUCUGGGUCAACCCGCGGGUUGACAACCUUGUUUUAAUUAGAUACCUUUACUACUUUUUUCUCAUUACCCUAAUCUUAUUAUGGGGGAGGAUCCUUCUGGGGAGUACACUGUCAAGUCGGGGUACCACUUGGGUGUUCAGGUUAGUCGAUCUGGACGUGGUUGGAAAGAAGAGGUGUCAUGGUUUGAUGCUGCAUUUUGGAAAAGGAUUUAGGGCUUCAAUAUUCCUCCGAAGCUCAAGGUUUUCAUGUGGCAAGUUAUGCGCCAGGUGUUGCCGACGAUGGAAGCGCUGCGGGAGAAGGGAUAUGUUGUACCCUCAUAAUGUCCGGUAUGCUGCUAUGAAUGUGAAUCCAUUGAGCACUUGUUCCUCCACUGUCGCAUGGCUCGCGAACUAUGGGAAGGAUCGGGGUUAAUGCACACGAGGGUAGAUGUUCCGGGGUUUAACAUUGCCAUGUUUUGCAUCGAUGGUUUGAGCAGAAUGCUGAUCCAGAUUUAAUCAUGGUCUUUGUUUCACUUCUUUGGCGGGUUUGGAAGUCCUGUAAUUGGGUUGCUUUUGAUGGUAUACAAUAUACAACCCCAGUCCUUUGCGCCAAUUCACUCUGCAGGUUCAGGAAUGGAGGAGUUUGAACGAUGAGGCUCCAGUUUGCCACCCCCUGCCCAGCUGCUGGCCUCGCCGGUCCUGCCCCCCUCUCCUUUUCGCGGGAGAAGGGACAUAUUGUACCCUCACAAUGUCCGGUAUGUUGCUAUGAAUGUGAAUCCAUUGAGCACUUGUUCCUCCACUGUCGCGUGGCUUGCGAACUGUGGGAAGGAUCGGGGUUAAUGCACUCGAGGCUAGAUGUUCCGGGGUUUAACAUUGCCAUGUUUUGCGUCGAUGGUUUGAGCAGAAUGCUGAUCCAGAUUUAAUCAUGGCCUUUGUUUCACUCCUUUGGCGGGUUUGGAAGUCCCGUAAUUGGGUUGCUUUUGAUGGUAUACAAUAUACAACCCCAGUCCUUUGCGCCAAUUCACUCUGCAGGUUCAGGAAUGGAGGAGUGUGAACGAUGAGGCUCCAAUUUGCCACCCCCUGCCCAGCUGCUUGCCUUGCCGGUCCUGCCCCCUCUCCUUUUCGAUGUUUUAUUGAUGGUGCUGUGUGCGCCGAGUCUCAUGGUGCGGCUGGAAUGGUGAUAGUGGAUAGUGCAGGUUCAAUUAUUUUCGCUUUGGGUUUCCGUUAUGAGGGUAUGGUGGAUCCUUACCUGGUGGAACUUCCGGCGUUUAGGGAUGCUAUUCGUUGGUGUGCAAUGCAUGAUAUUCAGGGUAUAGAAUACCUUGGGGAUGCGCAGGUCGUUGUGAAUCAGAUUCAUCGUGGCAAUAUGAUGGAUGCUAGAGGUGGUGCAAUUCUGCAGGAGAUUAAUGGUUGGAAACAUCAGAUGUUUGAUUUUCGCUUGUGGACGAGGUCCGUGCUGUAAACUUUUUAUCUUUUCUUGGUAAUGCAAGUUAUCUAUUGGCAAAAAAAAAAUCCCUCCUAAACGGGAUGCAGCUCGCGCUUCGGAGAAAGCGGUGGUGGUGGCCCGUGGAGCUCCCAAGCGGAGGAGCAGGUCCGCUGGUCUUUCCAGUUGGUGACAGUUGUGGUGAUAAUUACCAAAGGGAAUUCCUCUUUACCAAAAAAAAAAAAACUGCAAUGGUUGGUGGCUAAUCUUUUUCCGAUGGUCAUCGUUGGCAUCAUCUUCGCCGUAAUAUGACGAACCGUUACAAUGAUGGUUUCAUCAUUAAAGUUUCCUUUAUGGAGCUAAAGGGACAUUAAUUGUCCAAAACCGUUUUUGUAAACGGGUUAUGACUCUUUUAAGAGCUUUGAAUAAAUUUGUGAUAUUACC
Messenger RNA from Linum trigynum, 4142 nucleotides. The record is from the annotation of a GenBank genome assembly. Lineage: Eukaryota; Viridiplantae; Streptophyta; Magnoliopsida; Malpighiales; Linaceae.